Molecule: messenger RNA, 2670 nt
Organism: Cydia fagiglandana
Lineage: Eukaryota; Metazoa; Arthropoda; Insecta; Lepidoptera; Tortricidae
Product: SET domain-containing protein SmydA-8-like
Exons: 3
Coding region: 208-1746 (512 amino acids)
Molecular function (GO): protein binding
Source: RefSeq, a predicted model, not a curated record
AAAUCUAUUGUUAUAUUUCUCACUUGGCAAACUCUGUGACGGGAGGCUAGCUGGUAUAUAUACACAUGUCACGCAGCAGUUGGUGAAGUCGGUAGGGAUUAAUUGAUACAGGAAAUUAAUAUUGCAUUGGUUUUUUGGCAGUGAUGAUAAUGAUUUGAUUACUGGACACUUAAUGUUAUAAAACUGGUGGAUGUUUAUUCGCAUUGAAUGCGCAGUGCAGUGCUGACAUCGAGCGAGGCGAGUCACGACAGGAUGUUGUCAUUGGAUCAAUUGUCGCGAAUGGUAAAGGAACACUUAGGACUCUACAGCUCCGUCGACGGAGUUCUACAUUCCAGCAAAUGGGAAAUCGGUGAAUCGUCAGUUGGAGGCCGCGGGCUUAUCGCAACGGAAGACAUAUUACCGGGUGAAGUACUCUUCGUGGAUCACCCUCUCAUCAGCGGGCCCCGGGCUGCAUCUAUAGAACAAGGCGGAUGUACAGCUUGUUAUAAAUACGACACAGAGAAUGUGGUUAAAUGUUUAAAAUGCGGAUUGUUGUUGUGUUCCAAACAGUGUCAAAAUAGUGACGUGCAUUUUACUGACUGCAAUAUUAUCUCACGCUGGGAGAAAAAAAUGCCAGUUGAAGAGUUCAGCGAUAAGACGGUGUCACGCGCACUCACUGCCAUACGUGUGUUAUUGCUUAACGAGGAUCAAAAACAAUUACUAUUCGCUCUACAAGCUCACAUGUUACCACAACACGGAACUGAGAUUAGAGACCUAAAGCAAUACUUUGAAAUACCAGAAUCCGAAGAAGAUCUAAUGAGACUUGCGUGUUGCGUACUCGAUGCAAACGCGUAUCAAAUUGCAAUCGCAUACGGAAAGAAGGAAAUGAGCAGAAGAGGGCUAUAUCCUGUUGCUAGUUUGAUGAAUCAUAACUGUGUACCAAACACGAGGCACAGUUACAACAGCGAUGCUCAAAUGACAGUCAAAGCAAUUAAGCAUAUACGAGCGGGAUGUGAGAUAUUUACAUGUUACUCUGGAUUUUUAUGGGGGACGCCUUCCCGACAAACUCAACUGUAUAAUACCAAACAUUUUCUGUGCAAAUGUGACCGUUGUGCAGACCCUACUGAGAGAGGAACUCUCCUAGCCGCUCUCAAGUGCUUUGUGACCGAAUGUCCUGGUAGUAUAUUACCUAUUCAGCCGUUGAAUAUGGCCAGUGCGUGGCAAUGCCUUGAGUGUGGGUUGAGAGUACCUAGGAAGAAUGUCGGUGCCGUGCAGAGUGCUAUCGGCAGCUUACUCGGGUCAAUAGACUUUGGAGACGUAGACCAUUUGGAAAACUAUCUCGCUAACCGGAUCACUAAAUACAUUCCAAAAACGAACCAAGUAGUAGUCGAUCUACAGUGCCGGAUUAUUUGGGAGUUUGGAGAAGUUGAAGGACUCCGUUAUCAUGAGCUGUCGGAAUCCCGUCUGUCACUGAAGGAGACGCUGUGCCGCGGCACGCUGCGCACGGUGGCGACGCUGGGCGCGGGCGACGCGCACCUCCGCGGCCUGCUGCUCUACCACCUGCACGCCGCGCUGGCCGAGCGCGCGCGCCGCUCACCAGACCUGUUUGAGGAGUUGAAGCCAGAAAUCGAAAGUACAAUCGAGCAGGCCUACAGCAUUUUGCAAGGCGACGUGUCCGCACCGCCCGACCUCGAGCUACGGCGCCGCUACCUCGGCCCCGGCUGCGACAAACCCCAAGAAGAGCGGUUCUUUAUCCUGGACGCUUAAUGUCUACGAGUCGUACAUAAUCUAAAGCCAAAGUGUCCUAAAAUUAUAAUUAUUUCCAACGCUGUUAAUACAAAUAGAUUAUACCUAUGUACCUACAUACAUACGCUUAUUUGAGCAACACAGUUGACACCAAAGUGCUAUUUAUAGGAGUUUGAAGUCUAUACCUCGUUUUUUUUAGCAUUAGAAAAAAGGUAAACAAUCUUGAUGUGUCUUUUAAUUGAAAAACACAUUUUAAAAAUAAGUUACGGCAAAUAUGUUACAAUUAUGAAUCUAAUACGAUCAUUUAUAUUCUUCUGCUUUCAUAAGUAAUAGUUUUUGAUUUUUAAAAAGCGUUUAAAAUUAAAAGACAUGCCAAGAUCGCUGAUCUUCUUGCAAGUUCUUUCUAAUGCUAAAAAAAAACGAACUAUAGCAACUGAAAUUUAUCAAAUGGAACUUAAUCCUCUAGUCUUCAUUUUGAGACGCGUUUUGUAAAAUAUGUUAGAUAUUUUUAAGUACUACUUAUACUAUAAGUACUCUAUAAUUUUUGAAUCUAGUAAAAUACGAAAUAAAUAAACAAUGUGAUUAUGAAUUUGGUUUUAGUGGCAGGUAAGUAGGUAUAGCACAGUUAAGUAAAAUAAAACAAGAUAAAUUAUAAUUAUUUUGUAACACUAACUACCGUUUUUUGAGUAAACCUGUAAUUAUUUUUGGGAUAUGCAGGUCACAUGUCGAUGUGGAAGUGUGUCAGUAUCAGUAGGUCUAGGUAGGUAUUUAAUGAACAGCCUUUACUAUGGGACUGACCUCCGAAAUCGAGAAACAAUUGUAGCUGUUUCUAAAAAACAUUUACAUAUCUGUCGUAAUCUGUGUAUUCUUUUUAAUAUUUCGGGGUUGACCCCGUAGUAACCCCGAAAUUUCCCGAAAAGUCCCAUACACCUUAAAAGUCAUUUA